GGCACAUCAUGACAUCGUCUAUUUCCUACACUUCACUUGCCAUUUCGUCACUUUUACCUUAUUUUUUUGUGGUGGAACUCGACGUUCAGACAACUUGGCGUCUUUUCUGCUUUCCUCUGACUCCGGUAUUGUGGCGCUGUUGCUGUUUUCGCGCCCUCUUUCCUUCACAAACACCGAACGACUUAUAUCUUCAAAGCAAAGGGAAAAAGUAUCUUGAGUAUGUACUCAAAAGAAACUCACUUGUUGACUGGCAUCGGAUCUUCUCAGCAUCUGAACGACAAACAUGGCCCUCCACUUCCCAGUCAUUUAUCUGCUCGCCUCCCACAUGGAUCCGGAUGAAUUGUAUUCUAUCGAGGAGCAGAUACCUACUCUCACAUAUGACGUAAGGGAAGCAGAUGUUGUUAUCGGUAAGGUUGGCAAGAGGGAAAGGGCCCUAUUUGAGCUCCGUAGGAUCGGGCUCAAGACUAGCGAGGUGCCAUUGGGAAACCUCGAGGCAAAUGAGCCGCCAACAAAGCGAAGGAGAUUGCCAGAGCAUGAUGCGACCCAGGACCCAGAGGCUAAAAUGGGUGACACCACAACCCCUACAACAGUGGGAAGCCUCAUUAAGGUGGCCAAGUUGGCAUGGUUCACCGACUCGAUCGCCAAGGGAGAAGUGCUUCCCAUAGACGAUUAUGUUGUUUACCAGGGCAUAAACCUAGGAAGAGAAGAGCCGUUUCCACCCAUCAAUCAGAUCGCGGCCAGCUUUAAGGAAGGAGCUGCUGCCAAGCAAGCUGGUACUGGCAGCGCACAUUCGAUGCCUUCGUUUAAGAGAAGACGAGGUCAACCCCAAUCCUACGUACCACACCUAAUGCCUGAAUCAACAUCGGAACACGACGCUGCGGAGAACCUGCCCCCUAUACCAAGCUUCCUCCACAGUGUAUACUCUUGUCAGCGGCCUACGCCGGCCAACCCUCCAAACUCGGCGUUUAUUGAGCAGUUGAAGGAGAUACGGACCACUAGGCUGCUGAACGGAGACUCUAUCGGCGUGCGGGCGUACUCGACUGCAAUAGCCAGCCUGGCAGCGUACCCGUACGGCUUGACGACGCAUAUAGAGGUCCAAAGGCUACCUGGAUGUAACGAAAAGAUAGCCUUCCUUUAUCAGGAAUGGAAACACACCGGCAAGAUUAAGGAGGUCGAGGAAGCUACUCAAGAUCCUAGACUCAAGAUUCUUCGGGAGUUCCAUGCAACGUGGGGCGUGGGUGACACGACCGCCAGAGAAUGGUACAACAAAGGGUGGAGGGACCUCGAUGAUGUCGUCGAGUAUGGCUGGGAGUCGCUCACCCGCGUCCAGCAGAUCGGCGUCAAAUACUAUGACGAACUGCAGCUGAAGAUAUCCCGGGAAGAGGUUGAAAAGAUUGCCAACAUAAUUCUCCAGCAUGCCAACAAGAUUCGAAGUGGCUUUCAGAUGGUCAUAGUCGGCGGUUACCGCAGGGGCAAGGAUGAGAGCGGCGACGUCGACUUGAUUCUCAGCCACCCAGACGAGUCUGCGACAGAUAGGUUCGUUACAAUGCUCGUAGACAGCCUCUCAGAUAGCGACUACGUCACGCACACUCUGAGCUAUACUGUCAAGAACUCAGAAAGGGGCCAAAAGCCUGUGGCCUGGAAAGGGAGUGCUCCCAAACCGCACGGUUCAGGCUUCGACACGUUAGACAAGGCUUUGGUGGUGUGGCAAGAACCAAAGCCAGGUGCUAAGAAGAAUCCAAAUCCCCACCGCCAGGUGGACAUAAUCAUUAGCCCCUGGAAGACGGCAGGUUGUGCUGUCCUUGGCUGGACUAGCGGGACCACAUUCCAGCGAGAUAUGCGCAAGUACUGCAAGGAAAAAUUGAAUCUCAAGUUCGACAGCAGUGGCAUCAGAUCACGGGCCGAUGGCCGAUGGGUGGACCUGGAGAGCAGAGAUGGCGUGCCGGCGCCAGAUAUGCACACUGCCGAAAGGAGGGUUUUUGAGGGCCUGAAAUUGGAAUGGCGGCCACCAACGGAGAGAAACACGGGCUGAACAACGAGCGUACAUUGUAACAACUGUGUAAUUCCAAAUCAUGGUAUACUCGUGAUUGACUCAAUCAUUCGAUUGUCUGUUUUGUCUAGGAUUACUCCACACAUUGAAUGCGAGUUACGAUGGUACAAUUUCCACCUAAAGCACAACAACAGAAAUGGGCCUUCUGUUACUCG
This is a messenger RNA of Pyricularia oryzae 70-15, 2205 nucleotides long. RefSeq names its product DNA polymerase beta. The transcript has 3 exons. Gene Ontology annotation, molecular function: DNA binding; DNA-directed DNA polymerase activity. Gene Ontology annotation, cellular component: nucleus. The coding region runs from base 284 to 2032 and encodes 582 amino acids. Lineage: Eukaryota; Fungi; Ascomycota; Sordariomycetes; Magnaporthales; Pyriculariaceae. The record is from RefSeq and is a predicted model, not a curated record. Gene Ontology annotation, biological process: double-strand break repair via nonhomologous end joining.